Arxiozyma heterogenica is the source of this 1365-nucleotide messenger RNA. It is a transcript of the gene NUF2, whose product is annotated as kinetochore-associated Ndc80 complex subunit NUF2. Bases 1 to 1365 code for a protein of 454 amino acids. Gene Ontology annotation, molecular function: protein-containing complex binding. NCBI's taxonomy places the organism in Eukaryota, Fungi, Ascomycota, Saccharomycetes, Saccharomycetales, Saccharomycetaceae. Gene Ontology annotation, biological process: kinetochore organization; attachment of mitotic spindle microtubules to kinetochore; meiotic chromosome segregation. The record is from RefSeq and is a predicted model, not a curated record. The transcript has a single exon. Gene Ontology annotation, cellular component: kinetochore; Ndc80 complex.
AUGUCUAUGGAUGAAUUUCCUUUAUUAGAUGUACCCGAGUUGGUCUCUUGUUUACAAGAAUGUGAUUUCUCUGCGGCAACGUUAGAAACCAUCACAAAACCUACUUCUCCUUCAAUAAUAAAAUUGUAUCAGCAAAUCAUAGACCUUUUUGCAAAUAUCAAUACUGAAAAUUAUUCUAUUCAGCCUAACCAAGAUAUGACAGAGACUUUAGAUACUUCAAACACUAUUCCUAUUGCAAUAUUGAAUCUAACAUGUCAUAAGUUCUUCAAAGUUAUUGGAAUAUCAGAUUUUAAUAUGAUGGAUCUUUGCAAACCUGAUUUCCAACGGACAAGAAGGUUACUAAGUGCUGUAGUAAAUUAUGCUCGGUUUAGGGAAGAAAGAAUUUUUGAUUAUAAGGAAUCUAUUCAGCAGAUGUCUGAUUUAUCUGAUGUGUUAGAAUCGAAAUUUGAUUCUUUCAAUUUAUUACGACAACAGAACAAUGAAAUUAGGGCAGAAUUAGGACAUUUAAAUAAUGAUUUAAAUUAUGAAAGUAGAAAUAUCGAGGAUGAUGAAGAGUACAAUACUGAAAAAUUAGAUAACAUGAGUAACGAUCUUGAAGUUCAAUUGAAAAGUUUAACAAAACAACAGGAGUCAUUAUCACUUGAAUAUGAAUCAUAUAAAUUGACUAAAAAUGAUCUAUUAACGGAAUUAGAAAAAUGUGGUUUCCAAUUAAUAGAAUUAGAAUCCAAAAGAGAUAAACUAAAGAAAAUAUCUGAUACUGAUGUUGUAAUAUUAGAUGAAAAUAUUAAACAGUUACAAGAAACAUUAAGUGCAAAUAAAGAUAAAUUACAAACUUUGAUAACUAAAAAAGACAAUCUUGAAAUAACAUUGAAGACUUUGGAAAGAAUUAUAAGUGAAUUAUAUGAUUUAACUAACGUUAUAUCAUCAGACUUAAAAGUCUCGUAUGGAAGAGAAAUUUCAAUAAUGAACACAAAAAAAACUUUAAUAGAAAAGAAAAUAACGUUGGAAAAUUUACUAAAGACCUCUUUAUCAUCACAACUGAAAUUAGCUAAAGAACAGCUUUCAAGACAAGAGAUAAUACAUUCAAAUUUGAAAAAAGAUAUGGCUUCAAAAAUACAGGAGAAUGAAGAGAAAAUCAACGAUUUAAAUAAUAUCUAUUCCAAUGAAAUCAUGAAAAGACUAAUGGAAACAGAUAAACAUAUUACAAAUGAUAUAAUAGAAAAAGAAGUUAAAUCUAUUGAAUUAGAAAUUCAUUCUAAAAAACAACAAUUUAGCAACGAAUUAGAUGAAUUAGAAGAAGAAUACAUACUUCUUAUCAAUCAUGUAAAAGAUUAUAUGAGUACUGUUUUAAGUAACCUAGACUAA